AUGCGCAUAUACAUGCGAUUGUUGAGGACAAUGAUCAAUGAUGAAGACUCAUGUCAUAUGCACUGGCAUCGUUGCAGUCCCGCAAUGGCCGUCCCGAUUAUCAUUAUUGCCGUCGCUCAGGUUGCGAUCGCAAAGACUGCGCAUGUGACGUUUUGGAGUAACGACGCUAUCAUACUCACAUACUCACUAGUAGGUGGCAGUUGGAGUCUUUCUUCUUUCUUUCUUUCUUUCCUUUUCUUUUUCCGCCUCUUUCCCGUGACUUCUUUGACGGCAGCAACGGGCUGGAAAAGGAAGUCUGCCUUGGGAAGCAAACGAGAUAAAGCAAGCCAUGGCAUCUCCAAUGCUCACCAUGCCCAGGAUGGGGGGAACCAAUGA
Messenger RNA from Aspergillus luchuensis, 375 nucleotides. RefSeq lists its product as uncharacterized. The record is from RefSeq and is a predicted model, not a curated record. Bases 1 to 375 code for a protein of 124 amino acids. The transcript has a single exon. Lineage: Eukaryota; Fungi; Ascomycota; Eurotiomycetes; Eurotiales; Aspergillaceae.